This is a messenger RNA of Gavialis gangeticus (Gharial), 3186 nucleotides long. RefSeq names its product leucine rich glioma inactivated 1 (gene LGI1). Bases 1198 to 2829 code for a protein of 543 amino acids. NCBI's taxonomy places the organism in Eukaryota, Metazoa, Chordata, Crocodylia, Gavialidae. The transcript is spliced from 10 exons. Gene Ontology annotation, molecular function: protein binding. The record is from RefSeq and is a predicted model, not a curated record.
UGAAUUGUGUGCUCUCCUGGGUAGAAUAAAAGCCAAGAUGCAACUUCCAAAGUAUCAUUUUUAUUCAUGAGACAACAUGUGCCAGAUGAAGCAGGUCCUUUACUGUGGUUAGUUCCGUUACUUCAGCUGCCUUUCAACAGUCUCUGACUUUGACUGAAUGACUUAUAUAUAGCCAGGAUUUCUCUUGCUGUGUUUUAUUCAGGACUUAAUAACCCUGUACAAUUUGCAUGUAAUAUUAAUUACACAGUCACAAAUUUGGAACCUGGUGUCUAUAUUUUAGACUGAAUUGCCAGGAUACUAAUUUUUGGUUUUAAUGACUGGAAAAUAUUUCCCCAAAAGCUGCUAAUUUUACUACAGAACAAACCAAACAGAACAAAAACACAGAAACUAAACUAACAUGUAAGACAUUUUAUGGAAGAUGCUAAAGAAAGAAUAUAAAUUCAAUACAAAUUUAACAAUAAACAAUAACAAUAAAAAUUAUGUCAAUUUUGCAUGGAUUAACCUAAUAUUGUAUAGAAAAUGAACAUAGUCAAUAAGAUAGCAGAGUCAGGGGACCGAUUUUUCAUUAUUCUUGGCAGAAUCAAAGAGUUGGAAAAUUUUAGACCAUGGACUGUUCUUGACAAUUAGAUGGUAUUAGCUCUAAUGCCAUUGCUCAGUUGUUUUGGGCUAUGUAUAAAGCAUUGGAUUUUAUGGAGGAAUUCUGGUAUAUUUUAUAUGACAUUGCAGGUUCUUAUGGGAUUUGGUUUCCAUCACUUCUUUAUUUGUAUUGCAGGUGCUAAAGAUAUUGCACACUCCCUCCUGUAAACACCUAAUAAAUUCAUGGAUGGAUAGGAAGGGUGUUGGCAGAGUGAGGAUCAUGGUUACCAGUCUCUGGUUAGUCUUAUGUUUGACAACCAGAAGUAAGGCACAUUCUUCUUUCAUUUACAUCACUUAUAGCCGGUUGGAUUUUCCCCAUCUUACAGCACCUCGCAGGUCCCUUCUCUGAGCAGUACAUUGCCUGAGUGAGUAGAAACACACAGAUCAGCUGCAGGUUUCUAUCUACAGAAACAGAGUGAAAGAAAAAAAAAAGGGUUGGAGAAGGAGAGACAAAUAUUGACUUGGCCUUAUAAAAAAAGACAUCCAACGGCUGAAUAAAGAAACCCUGUUCAUGUUUUGGGAUAUUCUUUCAACUGGCUGGAACGAGAGUGGAUCAAAAGAAUGGGAAAUGCCAGCAGACCCUUUGGAAGAAUUGCUUAUUUCCUAUGCCUUUUAUCUGUGCUUUUGCUGACUGAAGGGAAGAAACAAGUGAAGCCAAAAUGUCCUACCUUGUGUACUUGUACCAAAGAUAAUGCUGUAUGUGAAAAUGCCAGAUCUAUUCCACGCAGCGUUCCGCCUGAUGUUAUCUCAGUAUCCUUUGUGAGAUCUGCUUUUACUAAAAUCCCAGAAGGGAGUUUUUUGUUCGCACCGUCUCUGCAUCUUCUGUUGUUUACAUCAAACUCUUUUGAUGUUAUCAGUGAUGAUGCUUUCAUGGGCCUUCCUCAUCUAGAAUAUUUAUUUAUAGAGAACAACAGCAUUAAGUCAAUUUCAAGAAAUACUUUCCGAGGACUGAAAUCUUUAAUUCACCUGAGCCUUGCAAACAAUAAUCUCCAAACACUUCCAAAAGACAUCUUUAAAGGCCUGGAUUCUUUAACAAUUGUGGAUCUUAGAGGAAAUGCAUUUAAUUGUGACUGCAAACUAAAAUGGUUAGUGGAAUGGCUGGGCAGCACUAAUGCAACAGUAGAAGAUAUUUACUGCGAAAGUCCACCAGAAUAUAAGAAGCGUAAAAUCAAUAGCCUCUCUCCAAAGGAAUUUGAUUGUAUUAUUACAGAAUUUGCUGUUUAUCAGUCCCUCCCAUAUCAGUCUCUGUCAGUAGAUACUUUCUCAUAUAUGAAUGAUGAGCAUGUGGUUGUUGCCCAACCUUUUACUGGAAAAUGCAUCUUUCUUGAAUGGGACCAUGUAGAGGGGACGUUCAGGAAUUAUGACAACAUUACAGGUACUUCAACUGUGGUGUGUAAGCCCAUAGUUAUUGAGAGCCAGCUAUAUGUCAUUGUUGCCCAGCUUUUUGGAGGCUCCCAUAUCUAUAAGAGAGAUAUUUUUGCUAAUAAGUUUAUAAAAAUUCAAGAUAUUGAAAUUCUUAAAAUCCGAAAACCCAACGACAUAGAAACGUUCAGGAUUUCAGAAGACUGGUUUUUUGUUAUAGCAGACAGUUCAAAAGCUGGGUUUACCACAGUUUACAAAUGGAAUGGAAAUGGAUUCUACUCUCAUCAGUCUCUGCAUGCAUGGUACAGAGAUACUGAUGUGGAGUAUGUUGAAAUAGCUGGCAAACCUCAUUUAAUUCUAUCUAGUAGCUCCCAACGACCUGUCAUAUAUCAAUGGAACAAAGGAACAAAUGAAUUUGUUAAACGUUUUGAUAUCCAAGACAUGGAAGAUGUGUAUGCAGUGAAACACUUCACGGUGAAAGAGGAUGUAUACAUUUGUUUAACAAGAUUUAUUGGUGAUUCUAAAGUAAUGAAGUGGGGAGGUUCCACAUUUCUGGAUUUACAAAGAAUGCCAUCCCGAGGAUCAAUGGUAUUCCAGCCUCUUCAAAUAAACAAUUAUCAAUAUGCCAUUCUUGGAAGUGAUUAUUCUUUUACUCAAGUCUAUUAUUGGGAUGCUGAAAAAGCAAAAUUUGUGAAGUUUCAAGAAUUAAACAUACAGGCACCAAGAUCUUUCAUACAUGUUUCCAUUGAUAAGCGAGAUUUUCUCUUUGCUUCAAGUUUUAAGGGAACUACACUGAUUUAUAAACAUGUCAUAGUUGACUUAAGCGCAUGACAUCCAUAAUUCUGAGAUUACAUUAGACUUUCUACCAUAAGUGGACAAAAUGAACUAAAUGCAUGACAAUUCUCUUUAUCCUGCUUCCAGAUGAAUGCCUUUAAAAGUUGAGAUUGCUAGAACAAAGCAUUACUAGUAUCUUCAUCUUUAAUUGUCAAGUCUAGUGGUGUUGGAAGUUGCAUUUUUUAACAAAAAUAAAUUAAAUGGUUAACUGUUCUUUGCAUCCACAGUAUGUAAAUAUGUGUGCAACUGCAUCUGUUGCUAUGGAAAAAAAAUACUAAGAUGUAAUUUUCCAUUUAUUUAUUCACCUGUUUGAAAACAACUGCCAAAUAAAAUGUUUACAUUUUCUGUCUUUCA